Cyclocybe aegerita is the source of this 3447-nucleotide messenger RNA. The record is from the annotation of a GenBank genome assembly. Lineage: Eukaryota; Fungi; Basidiomycota; Agaricomycetes; Agaricales; Hemipholiotaceae.
AUGCUACCUCCCGAUGCCCCCGAAUGUCCAGCCUAUCAGUUCGACGCCGCACUUGCCUAUUAUAACCGUUUCCAACUUUUCGAGAAACUUUCCGAUAUCGAUCAUGCACUAAUACUGUUUCAAGCCGUUGUCGAUGCAACACCCAACGAGGAUCAUCGUCUACCAUUUCGAGUGCGAACACAGGGUCUGGCAUGGGACGCACGUUUCGAGCGCACGCAGAACCUUUCGGAUCUAUCACAUUCAAUAUCGUGUCAACGAAGGGUGGUGCAGCUGCACCCCGAGAGUGACGCUGCCUUACCAGGGCUUCUAAACAACCUCGGGGUGGCCCUCAACACACGCUUCGAUGAGAGCGGAGAUUUGGCCGAUUUAUCAGAAGCCAUAUCUUCGUUGCGGAGGGCGCUUGCAUUGACUCCUUCCGGAGACGACAACUUAGCUUCGAUGUUGGGCAAUCUUGGCCUUUUCCUGCAGAAUCAUUUCGAGCAUAUGAGGGACCCUGCAGAUUUAUCAGCAGCGAUAUCGUCAUUCCGAGAGGCCAUUAAAUUGGUCCCAGCAGACGAUGCCAGUGAACGACGAAGAUGGCAGAGCAGUCUUGCAGUCGCAUUGCGACUGCAAUACGAAAAUGGCCGCGACGAUGCUGAUCUAUCAGAUCUAUCGGAAUCUAUCGAAAUCCUCCAGGAAGUGGUCAAGGACCCCUCAACCGGUGACGCUGACUUACCUACACGAUUCGGCAACCUUGGACUAUCGUUACGAUGUCGUUUCGGAAAGGAGGGUUCCAUCACAGAUUUGUCACAAGCGGUGUCUUCGUUCCAAAAUGCCCUUGACUCGACGCCGGAGAACGAUUCAAUUUUACCAUCUCGUUUGAGCAACCUUGGAGAGUCCUUGCGCCAGCUAUUCGACCGUGAAGGGAAACAAGACAAUUUAUCGAAGGCGUUGUCGUUGCAUCGGCGUGCGAUUCAGAUUGCAACACAAAUGCAUCACCCCGAUCUACACAUCUACUUCACAAACUUUGGAGUUGCGCUAAAGAGCGCCUUCGUUCGAAGUGGGGAUCUGUCUGAAUUAUCCGAGGCGGUAUCAUCCUUCCGAAAGGCAAUCACUGCCACCCCACCCAGUCAUCCCGAUGUGUUAUCUGGACUGACCAACCUGGGAGAAACAUUACGAACUCGCUACAAUCGCACUGGUGUUCUCCAAGAUUUGUCAGAGGCAAUAUCUACAUUAGAAGAGGCAACUGCAAAGUCUUCUGAUACCGCUGUCAACUCAGAUGUGGGGGCUUUCUUCAAUAAUCUCGCAGUCGCAUAUCUGGAACGCUUCAAGCUCAUGGGAGAGCCACAGGACCUCUCGAAGGCUAUCUCCUCCCAACAGACAAGCAUAAAAUUGACACCUAAAAACCACCAAUACCUGUCAAUCCAAGUGAACAACCUCGGCCUUCUUUUCCUGCAGCGUUUCGAUAGCAGCAAGAAUGAUAACGAUUUAUCUGAAUCCAUAUCCUCAUUCAAACGUGCGAUAGAACUCAGUCGAAAUUAUCCGGACUUGCCAGGAUGGAUGAACAACCUCGCCUUGACUUACCGACGGCGCUUUGAACACGCUGGAGAUCUGCAAGACUUGAAGGAGGCGAUAGAAUUUCAUUCAAAGGCCAUUAGUCUUACCCCAGCGAAUCAUUCAUCGCUAUCUCGCUGGUACCAUAGCCUUGGAGUUUCAACACAGGCUCUCUUCGCACGUACGAACGACGCUGCGCUAAUUCUGACCACCCUCUCUCAUUAUCGUCGAGCGUCAACUUUCAUCACUGCAGUCCCUUCGGACCGCAUGCGUUCGGCCAAGAAAUGGGCCCAGUUCUCAGCGCAGCAUGAUCAAUCACAAAUGCUCGAGGCGUACGGCGUUGGGAUCGAACUACUCUCCGAAUACGCCAGCAUGAGCAAGACGGUUGAAAGUCGUCAUGCGAGUCUCGCCAAUGUUGCCGACCUAGCGUCGGCCGCAGCAGCAGCAGCUAUAUCAAAAGGACAAGAUGAUUUGGCGCUUGAGUGGCUAGAGCAUGGCCGUUGCGUCGUAUGGACGCAGCUCAAUCAGCUGCGCACACCGUUAGACGUUCUGGGCGCUAAACAUCCGGAGAUUGCCGAGCGGUUUCGACGCGCAUCUGUUGCUCUGGACCAGGCGGGGUCAAGGGAGAUCGAUCCCACCUCGAUAUCAAAGAGCAUGGAGAAGAAGAUCUCGCUCGAGGAGGAGGCAAUUAACCACAUGAAGCGUGCCUCUGAGUACAAUUCUCUGCUCGAAGAAAUCCGUCAUCUGCCAGGGUUUUCCGAUUUCCUUCGCCCUCGUAAAGCCUCCGAAAUAUUUUCAAGGUUGCCAAAGAACGGUGUGAUGGUUCUCAUCAAUGUCUGCGAGGAGAAAUGCCAUGCUAUGAUACUUUUUCACCAACCUGAAAUCCGUCUCGUAACAAUUCCCCUUGAGCGCACGGGCUGGAAGUGGGCAGUAGACUUGCGCUCCCGCUUGAUGGCAUGCCUGUCAUCCAGAAGUGUGAUGCGAGACUCGGGGGUAGAUAGAGCCGGGCAUCCGAUGAGAACAACACCUCAAAAAAUUCGUGCCAUUCUCCGAACACUUUGGGUAGAUCUUGUGGGGCCCAUCCUCGAUGCAGUUAUUGGCUGUCAUACACCGAAGAAGAAUCUUCUCCGUAUCUGGUGGUGUGCGACUGGCCCCCUGGCUUUCCUUCCGCUUCAUGCAGCCGGCAUCUACGAGGAAGGCGGAACCUCUGUUUCUGACUACGCCGUGUCGUCUUAUGUGCCGAAUAUCAGCACCCUCGCUGAAAAAAGCAAGGCAAUAGACGCAACUCCUAGCAUUUUGCUUGUUAGUCAAUCGACGGCAGAACACAUGGCCCAUAUCCCCGGAGCCGAUUCAGAAACCAAGAUCAUAUUCGACCUGGCACGGAAACGGGACCUUGAAGCAUUUCGCCUUUCAGGCAAAGACGCCACAGUCAGUGAAGUGCAGGACAAGAUGCCGAUGUAUUGUUGGAUUCACCUUGCCUGCCAUGCCACACAAUAUCCUCUACGGCCACUCAAGAGCGCAUUCCACCUCCUCGACGGAGAACUAGAUAUUUCGGAGAUCAUCAAGUUGAAAAUUCCAGGCGCCGAUUUUGCUUUCCUGUCUGCCUGUCAGACAAGCACAGGAGAUCAAGAACUUUCUAAUGAAGCCGUACACCUUGCUGCUGGAAUGCUUGCUGCAGGAUAUCGGAGUGUCGUAUCAACAAUGUGGUCCAUCCAGGACUCUUAUGGACCUGAGGUGGCAGAAUCAUUCUAUUCACAUUUUUUAGAAGGAGCGGGGGAAGAUGGGAAGCCGUGGCCCAAUGGGACGGGUGCUGCAUAUGCCUUGCAUCAUGCCGUUCAAUGUCUUCGACGGAGACUUGGAGACACAGACCUAUCCCUGUUGACAUGGGUUCCGUACGUUCACUUUGGAGUGUAA